AGGACUCACGUGGGUAACUCAAUGGAGGUGGGUGAUCGCAGCAAAAGAUAAUGACCUCUCCACGCGCCUUCGUGUGACCGGUGUCCUCCCGCCACACUCCAUUGCAGUAACAAAUCUUAUUUCUCUCUCUUCUGCCCUAAUUUCAUUCAAAUCUUCCAUUUCUCGCUUCCAAUUCUCAAUAAUCAUCAUCCACUUCAUCCUCUAAUUUCACUCUGAUUCACAAUUCAACAUAUUCCAAUUCGAUACCUUCAGAUUCAUCUUCCAAGAGGAAAUAGCUGGUUUAGCUGAUAUGGGUUCAGAGAGUCUGGGUCCGGUGGUUGAGACAUCAGAAAACAGGUCUUCUGGUAAAAUGAACCAAGGGAAAGCCCCCAGGAGAGUUCACAAGGCUGAACGGGAGAAAAUGAAGCGUGAACAUUUGAAUGAACUCUUUCUUGAUCUUGCCAAUACACUUGAUCUAAAUGAGCAGAACAAUGGAAAGGCUUCUAUAUUGUGUGAAGCUUCUAGGCUGCUAAAGGACUUGCUCUGUCAGAUUGAGUCCCUCAAGAAGGAGAACGUAUCUCUGUUGUCUGAAUCUAAUUAUGUGACCAUGGAGAAAAAUGAGCUGAAGGAGGAGAAUUGUAGCUUAGAAACCCAAAUUGAGAAACUUCAAGGUGAGAUUCAAGCAAGAGUUGCACAGUCUAAACCAGACCUGAAUGCACCUCCUCAUUUGGAACUUGAGCCACCAGAGCAGACAAAUUUUCCUGGACAAUCUAUCCAAGUGCCUACCAUGGAACCUACCUUGCCGCAAGGACCUGCGGUUUUGGUUGUUCCCUUUCGCCCCGAUCUUCAAACUGCUUUUCCGGUUCCUAAUAUAUCUGAGCUCAUGCCAAAACCUGCACCUGUUGUCAGCAAACCUCAUGCCAGGUAUCCUACACCGGCAGAUUCAUGGCCCUCAAAGCUGCUUGGAGAGCAACCAACUUCAAACUAAACUUGUUAAUUUGUAGAGUUCUAGUUUCAGUAUUGGUAUAACCUGCCAAUGACCCUUUACUAAUAGCAAUGCCGCUUUGUUUCUUUGUAGCUUUCGUAUAUAAAUUCUAUAGAUUCAAUGAUCUUAGAGUUGGAUUGAAUUCCAGAAAGUGAACUGAAUAGCAGUUAAAUCCGUUGGGGAUCUCAAACUUCAGAAUAGCAAACUGUUUAAGGGACUCUCAUCGUGAAGACGUGAACAAUAAAAUACAAGACACUUUUACUCUCAUCUGUUUAGAAAAUAACAAUCCUAAUUUACUUUUGGCUCAA
Molecule: messenger RNA, 1272 nt
Organism: Lotus japonicus
Lineage: Eukaryota; Viridiplantae; Streptophyta; Magnoliopsida; Fabales; Fabaceae
Product: transcription factor bHLH47
Exons: 5
Coding region: 290-967 (225 amino acids)
Molecular function (GO): protein dimerization activity
Source: RefSeq, a predicted model, not a curated record